Messenger RNA from Xenopus laevis (African clawed frog), 1714 nucleotides. RefSeq names its product major histocompatibility complex class I-related gene protein (gene mhc1-uba13.5.L). Gene Ontology annotation, cellular component: plasma membrane; external side of plasma membrane. Lineage: Eukaryota; Metazoa; Chordata; Amphibia; Anura; Pipidae. Gene Ontology annotation, biological process: immune response. The transcript is spliced from 6 exons. The record is from RefSeq and is a predicted model, not a curated record. The coding region runs from base 19 to 1020 and encodes 333 amino acids.
GUUAUCAGUAGUUUGAACAUGGCUCAUCGUACCCCUCUGGUGUUUCUGCUUUUUACUCUUGAAAUGGCUGGUGUGUAUUCUGGCAGUCACAUUCUACAGUAUUACAUAACUCAGCAAACAGCUGCAAGCCCUGGUCUUCCAGAAUUAUUAAAAAUUGGGUACGUGGAUGAUUUGCCAUAUAUCAGACGCACCAGUGAGACAAAUCAUUGCGAGUUCUUGAUUCCAGCUCUGGAAGCAGUGUUUGAGCGCAUGACAUUGCAGGAAAAAUGUAUCAAUUAUUUUGACUUUUCCCAAAAUCAGAGGAUGAAAUUAUUAACCAAUAUUUAUAAUAGGACAUCUGGUAAUAAAGACGUUCAUAUUUACCAGAUGAAAUUUGGCUGUGAACUGAAUGAAGAUGGCACCAUUGGCAUAUAUCAAGAGGUAGCAUUCGACAACAAGGAACUAAUAGCCUAUGAUAAACAGACUGGGACAUUUAUUCCUAUAACACAUGAGACUCAAAAUAUUGCCCAGAUAUGGAAUGAGAAUUAUAUUGAAGUAGAUAAGAUAUUCGUUGAAAAUUGUUGUACGCCUCGUUUGUCUUUGUAUCCUCCUGCAAUAGCAAGUGAGCUGGAGAAGAAAGUUCCCCCUAAAGUGACAGUCUCAAGCUCAGGAUUAAACAGUUUCACAGAACUGCACUGCUGGGUGUAUGGGUUCUACCCCCGAGAUGUGGAAGUGAAGUGGAUAAAGAAUGGGAGAGAUGAGAUUUACUCAGAGGAAUCAGUAGAGAUCCUGCCAAACCCUGAUGGCACCUAUCAGAUCAGAGUCAGUGUGGAGGUAACACCAAAGGAGGGCGCCACUUACUCCUGCCAUGUGGAUCACAGCAGUUUGGAGGAGACACUGGUUGUUCCCUUUGAAUCCAGCAAAGGAAUCAAUUUGGUUAUCAUCAUCCCUGUCUGUGGGACAUUGCUUCUCCUCCUGAUCAUCCAGGGAGUUUGUACAUACAGAAAGAGAAUGGCAAAAGACGCUAAUGACAGCUAUUAGAGUGGGAGCACGGACACAGGAGACUGACAAAAAUGAAGAUAGUGACAUCACUGUGAAAGUCACAUAUACCCAGACAUGAGAAGAAGUGGACCAUGAGUGAAGGAAUAAGUGUCUGAUGCCAGGGAAAAUAGAGUUUCUAGAAGUCCGGGUACACAAAGAGAGAGAAAGACAAAAACAGGGAAGGUCCCAAGAAAUGAAAAUACUGUAGCUGGUGGUGUCAGGCUUUCCUAAUCAGCUCCCAAAUAUCUAACAUAUCUAUUUAUUUACAGUAAGAAAUAUCUCUUCAAUAAAUGUAGUAAGGGCACAGGAGAAAUGCCCUAUAAAUAUGUUAUUAUUAUCAUUAUCUCAUACAUGAAUAGAAGUUUGCCCCUACGAAUAACAUUGCUAUAGUAUAAGGAUAGUUCCUUUCUUCCCAAACGGUAUCACUUAUCACUGAGUUUUGUAUAAUUUAAUUCUUAUUUACAAACUCUAUAUAAGCAGUUCUUCUACUUACACUAUUAUAUAAACCGUUGGUGCAUGCUGUGAUUUCCCAACACAUUUAUUUUCUAGAAAUCAUCUCUUAGACCUGAUAUUAACUUAACCCCUAGUUGUUGUAUUCAGACUUAGUCUGAAAGGAACAGGCUGCUUUACCCCACCCCAGAAAGUUUCUUGCAUUUGUUCCGGAAUGAGUUCUCAAUAAAAUAUAAUAAAGGAA